ACUUCCAACUCACGCGAGAUUGAGUUUCAGGAACUUCCACGUCAGUCUCCAGUGCUCCGAGUCUGUUCUCUGAAAUCGUAACACUCGGACCCGGAUUGCAAUUGUUCACAACACAUUUAUCGGAUCUUAUUGCGACAACACGGGGAUAAAACAUGCCUCUGAGGCUGGACAUCAAGCGGAGGCUGACAGCCAGGUCAGACCGAGUGAAGAGUGUGGACCUUCACCCAACUGAGCCAUGGAUGCUGGCCAGUCUGUACAACGGCAGUGUCUGUGUGUGGAACCACGAAACACAAACUUUGGUCAAGACUUUUGAAGUAUGUGACCUCCCUGUCAGAGCGUCUAAGUUUGUGGCAAGGAAGAACUGGGUCAUCACUGGAGCGGAUGACAUGCAGAUCCGUGUGUUCAACUACAACACCUUGGAGCGGGUCCACAUGUUCGAGGCACACUCUGACUACAUCCGUUGCAUCGCUGUCCAUCCAACUCAGCCCUACAUCCUCACCAGCAGUGAUGACAUGUUGAUCAAACUGUGGGACUGGGAGAAGAAGUGGUCGUGCAGCCAGGUGUUUGAGGGUCACACUCACUAUGUCAUGCAGAUUGUAAUCAACCCCAAGGAUAACAACCAGUUUGCUAGUGCGUCCCUGGACAGGACGAUUAAGGUUUGGCAGCUAGGCUCUUCGUCUCCCAAUUUCACUUUGGAGGGCCACGAAAAAGGAGUCAAUUGCAUUGACUACUACAGCGGAGGGGACAAGCCCUACCUCAUCUCUGGGGCUGAUGACCGCCAAGUCAAGAUUUGGGACUACCAGAACAAGACUUGUGUUCAGACUCUGGAGGGCCACGCCCAGAACGUCUCUUGUGUCAGCUUCCAUCCAGAGCUGCCCAUCAUCAUCACUGGAUCAGAGGAUGGUACCGUGCGUAUUUGGCACUCAAGCACUUACCGACUGGAGAGCACUCUGAACUAUGGCAUGGAGAGAGUGUGGUGUGUGUGUGGCCUAAGGGGCUCCAACAAUGUGGCGCUGGGCUACGAUGAAGGCAGCAUUAUUAUAAAGGUGGGUCGGGAGGAGCCAGCCAUGUCCAUGGACUCCAAUGGAAAAAUCAUCUGGGCUAAACACAGUGAAGUACAGCAAGCCAACCUGAAGGCCAUGGGUGACGCUGAGAUCAAAGACGGAGAGAGACUGCCGUUGGCUGUCAAAGACAUGGGCAGCUGUGAGAUUUACCCCCAAACCAUCCAGCACAACCCUAAUGGAAGGUUUGUUGUGGUGUGUGGAGAUGGAGAGUAUAUCAUCUAUACUGCAAUGGCUUUGAGAAACAAGAGCUUCGGCUCAGCGCAGGAAUUUGUCUGGGCACAUGACUCAUCUGAAUAUGCCAUUAGAGAAAGCAGCAGUCUCGUCAAAAUCUUCAAAAAUUUCAAAGAAAAGAAAUCUUUUAAGCCUGACUUUGGAGCCGAAGGGAUCUAUGGAGGUUUCUUGCUUGGGGUGAGGUCAGUGAAUGGCCUGGCUUUUUACGACUGGGAGAACACGGAGCUGAUCCGCCGCAUCGAGAUCCAGCCCAAACAUAUCUUCUGGUCAGACUCUGGUGAACUAGUUUGCAUUGCCACAGAGGAGUCCUUCUUCAUUCUGCGUUAUAUGUCAGAGAAAGUAGCUGCUUCUCAAGAGAACAAUGAAGGAGUAACAGAGGAUGGUAUUGAAGAUGCCUUCGAGGUCCAGGGAGAGAUCCAGGAGAUUGUGAAGACUGGACUAUGGGUAGGAGACUGCUUCAUCUACACCAGCUCUGUGAACAGACUGAACUACUAUGUAGGAGGAGAGAUCGUCACCAUUGCUCACCUGGACAGGACCAUGUACUUGCUGGGUUACAUACCAAAAGAUGACCGUCUGUACCUGGGAGACAAGGAGCUCAACAUUGUCAGCUACUCCCUGCUGGUCUCUGUCCUGGAGUACCAGACUGCUGUAAUGAGGAGGGACUUUGGAAUGGCUGACAAGGUCCUACCCACAAUUCCUAAAGAGCAGCGGACCAGGGUGGCUCAUUUCCUGGAGAAACAGGGCUUCAAGCAGCAGGCCCUGGCUGUGUCCACAGACCCAGAACACAGGUUUGAGCUGGCGUUGCAGCUGGGUGAGUUGAAGAUCGCCUACCAGCUGGCUGUGGAGGCAGAGUCGGAGCAGAAAUGGAAGCAGUUAGCGGAGCUGGCUAUCAGUAAGUGCCAAUUCGGCUUGGCCCAGGAGUGCCUGCACCACGCCCAGGAUUACGGUGGCCUACUCCUCCUUGCCACAGCCUCCGGUAACGCCACUAUGGUGGGGAAGCUGGCCGAAGGGGCAGAGAGGGAUGGCAAGAACAAUGUGGCCUUCAUGACGUACUUCCUGCAGGGGAAACUGGAUCAGUGUUUGGAGCUUCUGAUCAGAACAAACAGAUUACCUGAAGCUGCCUUCCUGGCUCGCACCUACCUGCCCAGUCAGGUGUCCCGUGUGGUCAGAUUGUGGAGGGAAAACCUGGCUAAGGUCAACCAGAAGGCGGCUGAGUCCUUAGCAGACCCCACAGAGUAUGAGAAUCUGUUCCCCGGACUGAAAGAGGCCUUUGCUGCUGAGCAUUACCUCCGAGAGACUUGCUUGGGCACCACUAGGCCUGCCAAAGAUUUUCCUCUAGUUACGCUUAAUGAAGACAGGAAUAUUCUUGAGGAGGCUCAGGGUUAUGAGCCCAAAGGAACCUUCAUUCCUCUUGUCUCCAUGGUUUGUCUGCAGCAUCCAACUUUUUCUACACGGGAUAGUGAGGAGUCAGUGUCAGCAGCUCCCGCUUCACAGCCUCAACCUGCUGCUCCUACAGCAGUGGAGGAAGAGGAGGAAAUCCCUGAAUUCUCAAAGUCACAAAAAGAUAAGAUUCUGGACGAGCUGGAAGUGGACCUGGACAACAUGGAGCUGGAUGACAUCGACACCACAGAUGUUAACCUGGACGAUGACUUUCUAGAUGAUUGAGGACCCACCUGAUCACUGUGCUCCACAGCACUCUUCAGAGCUUAUUUAAAAGAGAGAAAGAGACCAAACCCCCUUUACCCAUUUUUUUGUAUUUGUACGUAAAAUUAUUAUAUUGUCAUGUCCGACUUCUGGAGUGGCAGGGUUAAAGUACAUGAUGAUGAUGAUGAUAAUAUCAGUAAAGUUUUAUUCUCUGAAGAAAAGUAGACAGAUAAUGUCUAUUUCAGACUCUCCAUUUUGUACACCAUUCAUUGAUUGUGUGAGAAACUUUAACUAACUGUCCAUCGAGUGAUACCUUAUAUUUACUCUUUGCUUUAUAGUGUCUGUAAUGGCAAAUGAAAGUUCAUUAAGUCCAAUAAACUGCGGCUGCUGUACAUAUUCA
Molecule: messenger RNA, 3339 nt
Organism: Micropterus dolomieu (smallmouth bass)
Lineage: Eukaryota; Metazoa; Chordata; Actinopteri; Centrarchiformes; Centrarchidae
Gene: copb2
Product: COPI coat complex subunit beta 2
Exons: 22
Coding region: 153-2960 (935 amino acids)
Biological process (GO): intracellular protein transport; retrograde vesicle-mediated transport, Golgi to endoplasmic reticulum; endoplasmic reticulum to Golgi vesicle-mediated transport
Cellular component (GO): COPI vesicle coat
Molecular function (GO): structural molecule activity; protein binding
Source: RefSeq, a predicted model, not a curated record